CUAAUGUGGCUGGCAGACCCUGAACAGUUCACGAUCCCUGGCUGUUUCUUAUAACGUCAUCAUGAAGAUUGCCUUGGUGAGCAUCUCUUUGCUGAUGCUCCUGACUGACAUCCACACCAGCGUCCAACCGCAGAAAGACUUUGACCUUCAGAGAUUUGCAGGGAGAUGGUAUCGACUCGGUCUGGCCUAUGACUCUCCAGGGUUUGUGCACUACAGAAACAGACUCACCAUCUCGAUGGGCACAGUGGAGCUGAAGGAGAACGGGAACGUCAACAUGACCAUGUGGAGUGUAACUUCCUCUGGCUGUCAUUCUGUGGUCUACAUUUAUAAGACAACGUCUGUGCCCGGCGUAUUUACCUACUACAGCACUCGUCAUAGAAGGGUGAAGGAUGUUACUGUGGUGGAGACAAACUACACAGAGUAUGCCCUGGUCCUCAAACACAAGAAGUUUAACAAGGAGUUCACACAAGUGGCCCUUUAUGGUCGUACUGAUAAGUUGAGAGCGGAUGUGAUGGAGAAGUUCAGAGCAUAUGCCACAGCUCAAGGAUUCCCUAAAGACUCCAUACUGACUCCACCAGCUGCUGAAAACUGUCCUUCUUCAGGUAGUUAGUUCCCAUUCACAUUUAGUGCUGGAGGAAACACACACCUUUACUUUAAUAUGACAAAAUGAUGUUAUUUUGUGGCAGUUUGUAAUAUUGCAACUGAUGUCAUUUUCAUUUGCUGUGCUUAGUUGUUAUAUUUAAAUAUAAAGCUGACAAAACACUGAAUCCAAGCUCCGAAGAAGUGUGGAAAUACAGAGAGAGGUAUUGUCACAUCUCUGAAUAUCUUUGCUGGCAAAAAUUAAACUUUUUUUGUUUCUGUUCAUGUUGCGUAUGUCACUCACAUCUGGAGUUUAACAUGCGAAAUGAAAGUUAAUGUGUAAAAAUGAGUACAUCUCUUCUCUUGUGUUGAAGCUUUUCUUACUCUGUUCUAACGGGAAAAAAGCUAACUGCUUACUGAGUGAUUGUGACUGAAAAGUCAUGCUCACUGGAUGAAAGUUUUGUGACAAAUGUUUGGUAAUUGUAAAUAAAGAUCUAAUUCUAAAGGA
Messenger RNA from Carassius carassius (crucian carp), 1087 nucleotides. Its product is annotated as prostaglandin-H2 D-isomerase-like. Bases 62 to 610 code for a protein of 182 amino acids. The transcript has 7 exons. The record is from RefSeq and is a predicted model, not a curated record. Gene Ontology annotation, molecular function: small molecule binding. Lineage: Eukaryota; Metazoa; Chordata; Actinopteri; Cypriniformes; Cyprinidae.